AGUAACAGUGAAACAGUGAAUCCAAGAAACCUGACACUCUUCUUGAACAAAGAGCCGCCAAGAACCAGGAAACUGCAGCUCAUUUUUGAGAUUCAUUACACCCUAUGGAGAAAACUAGGACGUGAUGGGAAACGUUGGUAGCAGCAAAUUGUGGCCUGUCUCACUCGGGGGAAAGAAGAAAAGUAAACAUAAUGGUUCAAAGAAAAGACACUCUACUAAACGUACCCAAAAACCACCCAAUGAUGCACCCACAUAUGACACAGUAGCAGAGGUUCCUGUUUACGCUGUUGUGGACAAGGCCAAGCAAAAAAAAACUAAAGAAGAAAAUAUUCAUUAUGCAGAUAUUGAGGUCUUACGUCGUCCCACCACAAACACCUCCAAACGGAAGCCUGACAUUCCCCCAAAACCAGAAGCAACAGAGUACGCUUCUAUUAACUUUCCUAAGGAAUACAAUCCUGUCAAAGGUACUCUGGUCUAAUAAGCACUGCUUAAGCAUUAGGAUACUCUGGAGUACGAUUUGUUUGUUUCUGGAUAUUAUUGGACUUGAUUAGAUACAUCUUUUUGUAGUAAACCUUGGAAUCUGCAAUGGAACAUGCAAUGCAAAAAAUUCUAACCUUGAGUAUCUAGCAGAACAACCUCUCUAUGAAGCUGUUUCUACAAAAAGACUGAACUGUCUGAAGGACAUUAUUAUAAUUAUUCUUUAGGUUAUAUGGGAACUCUGUAUUUUUUUUUAUUUAUUUUCAUGAUGCCAAAUUAAAGUGGUUCCUGCUUUCAUGUUAUGUAAAAAGGGGAACUUAAUGUAGUUACUACAAUCCUUAUAUUUUCCUAAAUACGUUCCUGUUUUAUGGCACCUGUCAUCUUUUGGUACCAAGAUGCAGAGAGGAAAUGCUGAGGAUGGCCUGAGGAUCAAAAGCGAUAUGUAAAUAUUACUUUAAAGGGGUUGUACACCUUUGAGUUAACUUUUAGUAUGAUAUAGACAGUAAUAAUCUGAGACAAACUGCAGCUGCUCUUCAUUUUUAUUAUUUGUAGUUUUUUAAUUAUUUCAGUUUUUGUUUGGCAGCUCUCUAGCUUGGAGUUUUAGCAGGUAUUUGGUUGCUAGGAUCCAAAUUACCUUAGCAACCAGGUGUGGUUUAAAUAAAAGAGUGAUAUAUGAAUAGGAGAGAAUAGAAAAAUAAGUAAUAUAAAGUAACAAUUAAACUGUAGCUUAACAGAGCAAUACGUUUUUUGGCUCAGGCAUCAGUGACCCCCAUACGAAAGUGUUAGAAAAAGGCAAAUAAUUAAAAAACUAUGAAAACCAAAUAAUGAAGAUUAAACAAAAAACAAAUAAGGUUGCAAGCUUACGUAGAAUAAAGCAAUUACUAUGCUGCAUCUUGUAAAAUGUCAUCCAGAUCCACUAAACAUGAUUUUUGUUUUUUAAAAGCAGAUAUAAUGGUGCUGACUACAAACAUUUCUAUAUUUACUGUUUUCAUAAUAAUCGUGUUUAAGUAAUAAAAUCUAUAAUAAUAAUAAAAUCUACAGAGGUAGUGUA
Messenger RNA from Xenopus tropicalis (tropical clawed frog), 1528 nucleotides. It is a transcript of the gene c7h11orf52, whose product is annotated as chromosome 7 C11orf52 homolog. The transcript is spliced from 4 exons. Lineage: Eukaryota; Metazoa; Chordata; Amphibia; Anura; Pipidae. The record is from RefSeq and is a predicted model, not a curated record. Bases 125 to 478 code for a protein of 117 amino acids.